Molecule: messenger RNA, 4380 nt
Organism: Dipodomys spectabilis (banner-tailed kangaroo rat)
Lineage: Eukaryota; Metazoa; Chordata; Mammalia; Rodentia; Heteromyidae
Gene: Mfn2
Product: mitofusin 2
Exons: 20
Coding region: 410-2683 (757 amino acids)
Biological process (GO): mitochondrion localization; mitochondrial fusion
Cellular component (GO): mitochondrial outer membrane
Molecular function (GO): GTPase activity; GTP binding
Source: RefSeq, a predicted model, not a curated record
GACCCUGAGAUAAGGAGAGGUCGGGGUGAACUGCCGGAGCUCGGAAUCUACCGGCUGACCCGGGCGAAGCAGCCAAACCGCAGCGGCCGGUGACGCGCGCGCCCGCCCCUCCCCCGGCCUCUCCCGUGGGUGGCGCUCGCUAGUGACGUAUGGAUGUGAUGGCCGCCGCGAGGCCGGGAAGGUGAAGGUGGAGUCAACACAAUCACUAGCCAACCACAACCUGAAACAGCACAAGAGGAGAAAUCAACUUCUUUCCAUCUUUUUGACUACAGCUAUGUCCACGAUGCCCACCCUGUGAAGGUGUCUUACCAUCCAAAAACAUCUCCUCUGUUCCAGUUGUGCCAGCAGACGAUCCGUGGAUCCAUUUUAUUUUCCCUGCUAGGAGUUGGCUGUGCAUAAAACUGGCGCGAUGUCCCUGCUCUUCUCCCGGUGCAACUCCAUCGUCACAGUCAAGAAGGACAAGAGACACAUGGCUGAGGUGAACGCGUCCCCACUCAAGCACUUUGUCACUGCCAAGAAGAAGAUCAAUGGCAUCUUUGAGCAGCUGGGAGCCUACAUCCAGGAGAGUGCCACCUUCCUCGAAGAUACCUACAGGAAUGCAGAACUGGAUCCGGUGACCACAGAGGAGCAGGUGCUGGACGUCAGAGGCUACCUGUCCAAAGUGAGGGGCAUCAGUGAGGUGCUGGCCCGGCGGCACAUGAAAGUGGCUUUCUUUGGUCGGACGAGCAAUGGGAAGAGCACAGUGAUCAACGCCAUGCUCUGGGACAAAGUGCUGCCCUCUGGGAUAGGUCACACCACCAACUGCUUCCUGCGGGUGGGGGGCACAGAUGGUCACGAUGCCUUCCUCCUCACAGAGGGCUCAGAGGAGAAGAAGAGUGUCAAGACUGUGAACCAGCUGGCCCAUGCCCUGCACCAGGACGAGCAGCUGCACGCUGGCAGCCUUGUAAGCGUGAUGUGGCCCAACUCCAAGUGCCCGCUUCUGAAAGACGAUCUGGUGCUGAUGGACAGCCCUGGGAUUGAUGUCACCACUGAGCUGGACAGCUGGAUUGACAAGUUUUGCCUGGAUGCUGAUGUGUUCGUGCUGGUGGCUAACUCAGAGUCCACGCUCAUGCAGACGGAGAAGCAGUUCUUCCACAAGGUGAGCGAGCGCCUCUCCCGCCCCAACAUCUUCAUCCUCAACAACCGCUGGGACGCAUCUGCCUCGGAGCCCGAGUACAUGGAGGAGGUGCGGCGGCAGCACAUGGAACGCUGCACCAGCUUCCUGGUGGAUGAGCUGGGCGUGGUUGAUCGAGCCCAGGCCGGGGACCGAAUCUUCUUUGUGUCUGCCAAGGAAGUUCUCAAUGCCAGGAUCCAGAAAGCUCAGGGCAUGCCAGAAGGAGGGGGUGCUCUUGCUGAAGGCUUUCAAGUGAGGAUGUUUGAGUUUCAGAAUUUUGAGAGGAGAUUUGAGGAAUGCAUCUCCCAGUCUGCAGUGAAGACCAAGUUUGAGCAGCACACGGUCCGGGCCAAGCAGAUUGCAGAGGCCGUUCGCUUCAUCAUGGACUCUUUACACAUCGCAGCUCAGGAGCAGCGGGUUUACUGUCUGGAAAUGCGUGAAGAACGGCAAGAGCGGCUGAGGUUUAUCGACAAACAGCUGGAACUCUUGGCUCAGGACUAUAAACUUCGAAUUAAGCAGAUAACAGAGGAAGUGGAAAGGCAGGUGUCCACAGCGAUGGCUGAGGAGAUCAGGCGCCUCUCUGUGCUGGUGGACGAGUACCAAAUGGAUUUUCACCCUUCUCCCGUGGUUCUCAAGGUUUACAAGAAUGAACUGCACCGCCACAUAGAAGAGGGACUGGGCCGAAACAUGUCUGACCGCUGCUCCACAGCCAUCACCAGCUCCCUGCAGACCAUGCAGCAGGACAUGAUAGAUGGCUUGAAGCCCCUCCUUCCUGUGUCUGUGCGGAAUCAGAUAGACAUGCUGGUCCCUCGCCAGUGCUUCUCCCUCAGCUACGACCUGAAUUGUGACAAGCUGUGUGCUGACUUUCAGGAGGACAUCGAGUUCCACUUCUCUCUGGGAUGGACCAUGUUGGUGAAUAGGUUCUUGGGCCCCAAGAACAGCCGUCGGGCCUUGAUGGGCUACAAUGACCAGGUUCAACGUCCUGUACCCCUGACACCUGCCAACCCCAGCAUGCCCCCACUGCCACAGGGCUCGCUCACUCAGGAGGAACUCAUGGUCUCCAUGGUUACCGGCUUGGCCUCUCUCACAUCCAGGACCUCCAUGGGCAUCCUGGUGGUUGGAGGAGUGGUGUGGAAGGCAGUGGGCUGGCGGCUCAUCGCCCUCUCCUUUGGGCUCUAUGGCCUCCUCUAUGUCUAUGAGCGUCUGACCUGGACCACCAAGGCCAAGGAGAGGGCCUUCAAGCGCCAGUUCGUCGAGUAUGCCAGCGAGAAGCUGCAGCUCAUUAUCAGCUACACCGGCUCCAACUGCAGCCACCAAGUCCAGCAGGAACUGUCUGGGACGUUUGCACAUCUGUGCCAGCAAGUGGAUGUCACUCGGGAAAACCUGGAGCAGGAGAUUGCUGCCAUGAACAAGAAAAUCGAGGUUCUUGAUUCACUUCAGAGCAAGGCAAAAUUGCUCAGGAAUAAAGCUGGCUGGUUGGACAGCGAACUCAACAUGUUCACACACCAGUACCUACAGCCCAGCAGAUAGUGGGCAGCGGGGGGCGGGGCCGCCCACCCUCAGAGCUUACGGCCCCCAGGGCAUGCGCCUCAGUCCCCGGCCACCACUGGAGAGGAAGAAAGCACCCACUGUCUCUUGCCAUUUUGAGCCCUUCACCAGUUAUCCCGGCCCCUGGCCUGCUAUUGCAGGAAGAAACUCUGUCUCCCACCCCAAAGGAAAUAUAUAUCAACACGCGGAGAGCAUGGUACCAAGGAGUUGUGGCAAGGCCCUUCUCUGCUUUCAUUGAAGGGAUCUCAGAUAUCAGCUCUGCCCUUCAUGGUAUCAGGCAGACACCCCACUUUCUCCACCCAUACAUACCUGCCCUCCUUAUACCCCAGGGCACCGUACUACGAUGGAGUGACUGGAUUUUCUUCCCAGAAGCAUCUAACCUAGUUCCAGGAAGGCCUGGGCUCACCGGGGCUCACCUGGCAGGACUGUGGCUUGUGUUGUGUGGCCUGCAGCUUCAGCACUCUGUCCUGCUGUGGACAGAGUUAAUGAUUUGGUAGCCAGGCUUCGCAUGGAGCCCGAGGCAGCCCUGAGCAUGAGGGGUGGGAUGCCUCACAGCCAGCCAGAGUAGUGGGAGGAGCUCAGGAGAGGGGGCGUGGUUGGUGGGCGUGGUUGGGAGAAGGUGGUGCUGUCAGAGCUGGGGGAGGAGGGUCACCAUGAGGAGGAAGGCCUUGCCGCUCCCUCCCUCUGGUUUCAGUCCUUGGCCUGCAUAGUUCUGGGUUAUUACUGGUGUGGACUGCUUUGGGUCAAGCGGCAAAAGUAUGUAGUAGAAGGGACGGUGAAAGAUGGAGACUUGGCAUCAGGCUGGGGCAGGGGUCCCCACCCAGCACGGCUGGAGAAUGUGGUUGGUACAGAAUAGGGUCUCCACCUAACUUGCUCUGAGGGGAUCAUGGGCCUGAGAGCCCCCACCCCACCAGCUAGAUUGCAUCCCCACCUUACCUCAAGCUACUCUUGGCCACCGGUUCUCUGGACCGUUCCCUGUGCUGGUGACUGCAGUGAUCACCAUACAGCCUGAGGAACCCAGCUUCCAUCCUCCCGCUCACCUGCCUUUCAGCUUCGCCAGUUCCCAGAGCUUCUCCUGAUAUAUCAGGCCUCAUGUUGACAUUGAGAAAUGUUCCCUGCUGUUGAGUUUUGGGAUUGCCACUGGUCCGAGUGGGAAAGUUCUGGUCGUCGCCAAUGUUCAUGUCCCAGAAAGAUGAGCUUUUGGAGAAAAGGUCAGAGCAGAAAGAGAGUGCUGAGACCAGAGCCCAGGGCGGGGCGUCCCAAGUGUGGGAGGUGGGGAGGGGCCAGCGAAGGGCGUGUCCUGGAGCACGUCAGGAGAAUCAGUGUCACACAAUCCCAGAGAAUUCAUGUUCUUUUUAAAAAACAAAAUGAUUUAGAAUAAAAAUGGAUUUGUUUUCAGUGUAGCCCCUUGGGAAUGAGUGAAAUUUUGAGCUUCUUAUACAAUAAGAGACAUUAAAUUUGUACCACCAAGGGAGAGACCGUCUCUGAGAGAAGCGUGUGGCUCAGGGCACUUUGAUUUCUGACUGCUGACCUUGCUGUUUUCAUGUUCACUUCCUGGAGUGCAAGACAUGUUUGACGUGAGUUUCCCUUUGACAUAUGUAAGGUGAUCUAUGUGUCUGAAUUACUCCUGUACCAUUGCUGAUAAUAUUGGAAAGAAAUAAAACCCAGUUGGAACCCUG